Molecule: messenger RNA, 1524 nt
Organism: Sphaeramia orbicularis (orbiculate cardinalfish)
Lineage: Eukaryota; Metazoa; Chordata; Actinopteri; Kurtiformes; Apogonidae
Gene: pllp
Product: plasmolipin
Exons: 4
Coding region: 424-987 (187 amino acids)
Biological process (GO): myelination
Cellular component (GO): membrane
Molecular function (GO): structural constituent of myelin sheath
Source: RefSeq, a predicted model, not a curated record
GGCCCCAGAGGGAGUCGUAUGGGAGGAGCCAGUGGAGACAGAGAUGGUAGAAGAGAGAGAUAAGGAGGAGGUGAGAGGGUGUAGAAGGUGUGGAUCGACUCCCACUGUGCAUCUGUCAGUGCAGGUGGAAGGGCUGAAGCUGGCUUUACUCUGACGGAUUCUUUUUGUCUCUGUGGACUGUUUUUCUGUGUGACUCUCAGCACUUUUUACAUUCCAGCUUUGGACGUUAUUAAAGUUUCAUUUGAAGAUUUGUUGUUGCCACCUGUGGAUGUUGUCCAUGGUUACUGAAUCCCAACACAGAAGCAAAAGACACCGGAGAAAACAUCCUUAAUAGACAUUUACUGACACUGAAUCACAUCCUUAAGGGUUUUUUGUUCCAGGUGUGACUAUUUUUUCAGCUUGGAUCAGAUAAGCUGUGUGAUCAUGGCAGACUUCCCGUCCAAGGUUACCACGGAAACCAGCUCCCCCAACUCCCAGAACUCUCAGCAGGGGGGCAACAGUCUGAGAGGGCUGGCCUCUACUGUCACCGUUAGGAUGGACAUAUCCUUCAUCCGAAGCAUCCCGGCCAUCCUCAUGGUGGUUGAAAUAGUUCUGGGGCUGCUCCACUGGGCGCUGAUCGCCAGUGCCCCGUACACUGUCCUUCCUGCCUAUGGCUGGGUGAUGUUUGUGGCUGUCACUUUUUGGAUCCUCACCAUUGUCCUCUUCUGCUUGAUUCUGUUUGGAGCUCAGCAAAAUAUGACCACCAUCCCCUGGACAAUGACGGUGAUGGUGUACCAUGGUGUGGCUGCAGUUCUCUAUCUGACCGCCUUCCUGGCCAACGCAGUGUCUGUCCACCCCUUCUAUUACAGCUAUUUCUACGGACAUAUGGCAGCUGCAGCUUUCUUUGGAGCCGUGGUGACUGUGGCGUACUCUGCUAGUGCUUUCUUCUCGUAUUUGGACUGGAGAGGAGAUGGAGGAAACGCCGCUACUAACACAGUACCUACAUAGGACUCAAACCUGGAAAAAGAAACCCCCAAGUUUGUGCUUCAUUUUGUUAUUAAAUUAACCCACCCUGGACUUGAAGAAACCAACCAGCCUUUGCUAUCUGGCUUUAAUUCUGACCAGAUCUUCUAACUGGACUCUUAACAAAUAAAUUAAGAACCACAUGUUGAUACUUUUUACUACAGGUUCAGUAUGGAAGAUCUGUGUGCAUGUGACAUUUGUGUUGAAGUCGGCUGUUUAUGAUAUUAGCCAACUCGAUUAUUAUUGCCACUUUUCGGCAGAUGCUAACAGUUUGAGUCUCUUCAGUUGUUGUUGUCACCACUGCAGGUAAACAAGGACCCCAGGUUCUGGUCAUAAACUAGUUCUAAUAUCGCCUUUGUCAUGUUUCCAAGCAAAUCAAAACAACCCUAAUUGUGAUAUAAAAUCCUGCAGAUCAUAGAUUAAUUGAUUCAGAAUCAUCGAUGGGUCAGUAUAGCAGCCCCUUUUCCACCAACAUUCCCAGGAACUUUUAUCACCAGGAACUUACAGUCACGGAAAAAAUUA